CAGGCGCCACCGUGGAGCGGCUCAAAGAAAGUCGAGAGGAUCGCAGGCGUGCGUCCCGCCUGGCCGGGACGUCGCUUCUGCGGACGCCUCGGAAGCGGCGGAAGCGACGCCGGAGACAGGUGAAAAAGAAAGUGAAGAAACAAAAAAAAAAGGAAUUCAAGAAGUCCAUAUCAAAAACAAAGAUCAAGGAGAUGGCCUCCUCAGGAAUCUACAAGCUGGACGAAGGGAAGCCUUCCAUGAGUAACAGCUUUCCGGCCAAACAUCUGGUGCGACCCCUGGAGGAAGGCCGAGGACACUGGGUUGUGGCUCGGAAAUGCAACAUCAAGAAGAAGCCCAAGCGAGUGCUUGAAGCACCAGCAGAAGAGCAGGAGAGCCAGAAGGUUUCUUUUGAGAACUUGGGAAAGAAAGGGGCUCGAUGGGAAAACCGAGGAGAGAGUCUAGAGCGUCGAGUCCUGGAUCGGGAUUUUCUGCUGAAGCACCACUGUGUCUCGAAGCCUUCAGAUCUGUGCACCAUCAACGUGAGUGGGCUGAAGAUUUCCAAGGCUAAGGAAAAGGAUUUCAAGCAUUUUCAGUCCGUGAUUUACAUCAAUGCCUCUGAAAACCACCUGCCUCUAGAGGCAUUUCACACCUUUCCGACCUUAAAGGAAUUGGAGCUCGCAUUUAAUGGCAUCAAAACAGUCUACGUGAAAUAUGGAGACUUUAGGUUCUUGGAAUUUCUGGACCUUUCCUUCAACAGCCUGACAGGGGAGGCGAUCUGUGACCUGGGGAUCCUGCCACACCUCCGCGUUCUGCUGCUCACGGGAAAUGGGCUCACCUCCCUGCCUGCCAACCUGGCUGUCGCGGAACAGGAGGCUUCCGUAACUUCGCUGACAAACAAGAGGUACAUCCUGAGGUUCCCAGCGCUGGAGACACUAAUGCUGGACGACAACAAACUCUCCAACCCCAACUGCUUUUCCAGCCUAGCCGGGCUCAGGAGACUGAAGAAGUUAAGCCUAGAGCAAAACAGGAUCUCCCGGAUCCCGUACCUGCAGCAGGUCCAGAUCCGCAGCAGCCCAGUGGACUGGGUGGACGUCAGGGGCAGUGCCCACAGUGGGUCCCAGUCCAUGCUGCACUCCAAGUCGUGGAGGUACGAGGCUGAAGAUGAGCAGCCAGAUUACACUGUACUGCCCAUGAAAAAAGAUGUUGACAGGACAGAGGUGGUGUUCACAUCUUACCCUGGAUUCUCAACCUCGGAGACAGCCAAAGUAUGUGCACUUCCUCCUAUAUUCGAGAUUCUCCCUGUGAAGUCGCUGAAGGCCAGGAACCAAACACUGGCCCCGCCCUUCCCGGAGCUGAGGUAUCUGAGCCUGGCCUACAACAAGAUCAGCAAGGAAGACGCCAUCCUGCCCGCGGCUCUCUUCCCGUCUCUCUGUGAGCUGGUCUUUCACAACAACCCGCUAGUGGCCCAUACUCGAGGCGCCCCUCCGUUGCUCAAAAGCUUCCUGCAGGAGCGUCUGGGGAUCCACCUGGUUCGAAGGAAGGUAGUGAAGAGCAAGCACCGCAUGACGAUGCCCCGGAAGAAGUCGCGGAAGGUGAAAACCCAGAUCCCGAAGGUGCCGAAGCAGCAGGUGGUCCUCCAUCACCAGGCCACGACGGACGGUUCCCCCUCUAAGGAGCUGCUGAGGCUACCGGAGGCGGGGCAGCCCGAGGAGCUGGGCAGGACCCGAAGCAUCUCCCCGAAAGCAGAGAUGCCCACCGAGGGUAUGAGCAUCUGCAUGAGCCACCGGACCUUCGUGCCUCUGCCGCCCAUCUGCUCCGACUCCACCGUGCAGAGUGAAGAGACCACGUCCCCCCAGAGUGACGCCGCCGGCCGCGCCAGCCCCGAGCACAUCUCAGAGGACGACACCAAGAGCACCGAGUCCUUCUUCCUGACCCAGGUGAGCAGGCUGCCUUCCUCUAUUCUCCGGAGGGGGACCUCAGAGAGCACCUCCCCCAAAUCACCCCAAGAGCUAAAGACAAAGAAGGCUUCGUCUGCCUCCCUCCCCAGCAAGUACCGGGGCUACGAGGAGCUGCUUUCAGCCAAGUCGGAUCCCACCUUCCCGGAGCCCAAGGGCAUCCAGAAGAACACGCAGGCGCUGCAGCGCAUGCUGAAACACCCCGCCGUGUACCGCUCCAACAGGCCCAAGCUGGACCCCCUCCAGAAGCCCUUUGUCCCCAAGGAGAGAAAGGCCCAGAGGGUCCCUUUGCCGCCCCCCCGGAAGACUCGGGCGCAGCUGCUGGAUGAGCUCCUCAUCCGCAUGCGGGACCCCCGGAACAUCACAGAAGCUCCACUAGGAGCGAUCCUGCGGCGGCGCACGGAGCAGCGGCUGAUGAACCAGAAGCAGUUCCAGGAGGCCAAGCGGCUGCUGAAGGAGUUCCGGGCCCGCUACCAGCGCCUGGUGCACACCUCGCUGCGCACCGUGUUCCAGAACAGCCAGCCGCAGGCCCGGCACGGGCUGGGCGACGGCCGCAAGUUCGGCCGCUUCCUCGAGUUCAUGGAUGAGUUCUGCCCAGAGGCCCCGGCCGGCGACACCAAAGGCUAAGCACUGCGCACCGGGCCGUGCGUGCUGCCCAGCCUGCGCCCCGACGCCCUCCUAGGGCUCCGCGCCCCCCCACCACCCCCCCCCGGCCGCCGCUGCUGCGGGCCCUGACCUCGCGGGAGCUCGCUGAGGCCUUGCUCGCUGGCCGUAGAGAGUGGGGAGCUCGCCAGGACCACCCUCCCCCGGCCAGGCGGGCCCUGGGCCUGGGCUAACGGCAAUAAAGAGUGGGUGCCUAGCGCUAGAGUCCUUGUGUUUUUCUUGGUCUGGCUGCCGCCCCAGAACCCAUCCCUGCCCAAAGCCUGUCCCCAGAGUCCGGCGGAGAACCUUUGGCAAAGGUGGGGGUAGGGGAGCGCAGUUGCUCCCACUUCCUGGGGAGCAGGGCAGGCCCGGGAUUGGGUAGAAAACGGGGGUGGGUGGAACCAAGAAGUAGCUGGGUUCCAAGGGCGCCCGUUCUCAAGGGUGGCCGGGGGUGGGGGCCCAGUGUAGGCUCCAGACAAGGGGUGUCCAGGCCCCAGCAGGGCCGCUUUCCUGUUGGAUGUCCCUCCCUGUGAGGGCAGGUGGGACGGGAGGGGGCGUUUCUCCGUGCUGCCGGGAAUCAGUUAGCAGACGCCUGACUGUAGGGUCAGCCUACAGGGCAGCCCCAUGCCUGUGUGAGGAACCGUCGACCCUGGGGCGGGGCUCAGGAUGUGUCUGUGGGGGCGGGGCUGCUGUGACCUGGUGGCCUGGGUGUGGCAGGAAGAUUAUGGAUCCUCAGCAAGGCACAGACCCCCACCACCUAGCGGCCACUUGGGUGAGCAUAGAAAUGGAAGUCCGUGGCCACAGUGAUUGCCUGCUACUCUCCACAGCCCCCCAGACUCACGUGGCCUGCCCAGUGUCCCCACUUGUACCAAGGAGCUCGGCCCCCCAAGAAACAUUGACUCUUGUGGGGACAGCUAUUGGCAGUUCUUUUUCCGAGCAGACAAAAUUGCUUGAUAAGUUCCUUGGUCUUAGCUCUGCUGCUUUAUGGCUCCGCGUGCACCUGCUCAGCCUAGGCCCACCAUACCGCCACCCGAGGAGGAGCAUCCUGGGAAAGUGGCCCCCGCCAGCUUUUGGCUGGUUUAUUUUGAGCCACACCAGUUGGUGCUCAGCUGCUGUUGGUGGUGGUGCUUGGGGAGGCAGGCAUGCCCGAAUGGGUUCAGGGCCUCCCCCGGACAAAGCGUGCUCCCUGCCCGGCCCUUUGAGCUCUGUCCUCAGCCUCCAUGGAGCUCUGACCCGCACACAAGUGUCACCAGAACUGCUUUCCCUUCUUAUCUGGAAACUGCCCUGGUGUCUGAUGCAGGAUUCUCACAUUCAUCACCGGAGUUUCAGACCCGAGCUCCAGGCUGCCGGGAUCCUGUGGAACUCGUUUUCCCUUCCUGGAGGCUGCUGACAGUGAGAGAGGGGCUGAAAACCCCCAGAGGGCUGGCCCAGGCCCCUCGCAGACCUCCAAAUCACGGACACGUCAAAAUCCCAGAAAGCAACUGAAAGGCUCCCCAGUGCCAGCAACUCUGCUGCUUCGCUGCUCGGUGGGGGACUCAGCCUCCCUCCGGGCCCUGUUUUAGCAACGGGUGGAUUUCCCAUUUGAUGCUCCAGGGCCCAGGGGUUCUUCCCCUGCAGUUCUCAGCCCAGCAGACCAGAGGCGCACUGUGAGGGUCCUCGCCGCAAGGGAUCCCCCAGGGUGUGCCUGGCCUGCUCCAGGGACGGGGACUGUGUGAUGCUGGGAUCACACUGACUCUGCCAUGCCACAUUCCCAUCACUCCCCACUCCCUUUCCAGGUCUUACUGAGAAGACCUCGAUAAAACUACAGAGACUUGACCAGCUUUUGUUUUGCCUCAGCUAUGCCCUGGGACUCUCUUCCCACAGAAUGGGGGUGUUCUUUCCCCAUGAUGCUCUAUGACCCUCGGGGCCUGCAUCCCUCCAAGAUCUGAUGGUACCCUGUCACGGGGUCAAAAAGUCAAGUGUACUGAAUGAAUGAAUGAAUGAAUGAAUGAAUGAAUGAAUGGAAUGGAAAUAGGUCGGGCCAGCUGUCGGAAUGCACACAGCGCUGGUUUAGGGCAUUAGAAGCCAGUCCUGGCAUGUUCCAACAGGCACUGUCCGGGCACUGCCUUAAAACCACCACAUCUCUGGGCUGGCGUGUUGGCCUGGCAUCCAGCUGACCCUGGCUGGACACCCAGUCUUCUGGGCACCUCCAGGACCCUAAGGUCUGUAAGGUAUGCCCCCCUCCAAAAUAAACAAAACCACUGUGUUCCUAUCAAACAGAAACCCACUCUGGCCUGCACACCUUUGAGGUGGUGCUGCAGCCUGGACUCCCCAUCUGCCCCG
Sorex araneus (European shrew) is the source of this 4898-nucleotide messenger RNA. It is a transcript of the gene XRRA1, whose product is annotated as X-ray radiation resistance associated 1. Gene Ontology annotation, molecular function: protein binding. The coding region runs from base 192 to 2561 and encodes 789 amino acids. The transcript has 19 exons. Gene Ontology annotation, cellular component: nucleus. The record is from RefSeq and is a predicted model, not a curated record. NCBI's taxonomy places the organism in Eukaryota, Metazoa, Chordata, Mammalia, Eulipotyphla, Soricidae.